AGUUGAGUGCUGAGUCUGAUGAUCAACCAGAUGGUUUACAUCAGCUCUCAAAGAGGCUGAAAAAUGUGGUUUGUAAACGUCACGCAUGUAUUGAAUUUCAAGUGCAGUCUUGGGUUCAAUAACAAGAAAAAAACCCAUGCAGCUCAGCACCCGUCUGGCACGACGCAACACUCCACGAGGAUCCUUUCCUAUCAAAGAAAGUGUAUCAUUGCUGGUUUCUUGCUGUGUACAGACAGUCUGAUUUGAAUUUCCAUCCAAAAUACUUUCUUUUUGUGCCGUUUUUGUGUCGAGUGAAAUGACAGCGCUUCGCGUCACUUUUCAGCUCUUGAUUUUAUUCAUUUGCGUGCCAUUUCAUCUGUGCAUCAUUGAUUGGACGCAGCUGGAACAAAAACGAUCGGUGGUGACAUUUAGCAACGGCAAUGUUCUUUCGGCUGAAGUUCCUGGUGAACCGAAUGAAGGCCGUGAUUCUUCCGCAGACAGCAGGCCACGUCAAACUUUGGUCGUCCAUCCAGGGAAGGCUAAACCAUCCGCCAAUGUGGAUAAUGUAUCCAGUGAGCCUGUCACGACGAGGUCUUCACGAGUCUUGACUCCUCCACCGACGACCACACCGAGACCAUCAUUCAGCAACUAUUACGAUUCUGACGGGUGCAUAUUUGCCGUAGAAACACCCUCCUUGAAUACGCAAAAUGAAGCCGCGGCCAAUCUACCGACAACCACGCCCAGAAGCAACGCAGUUUCUAUUGCUCAACGGGCUCCGUUUAGAACGACAACGACAACAACAACCACGACGAUGAGAACUACAGCAAAGUCUUCAGCCUUAGGUUGUCCUAAGCAGAAUGGAUUAUUCCCAUUUGAUGGUGAUUGCCGAAAGUUCAUUAACUGCUGGAAAGGUCGUCCACAUCUCCAAGUUUGUGGUGCGGGAACGCUAUUCAAUGCUGCCACCAAUGAAUGUGAUCACGCCAAUAAAGUAAUUUGCCAAGUGGGUAGAUCAGCACCAGGUACAACACCUCCAUCGAAUGGUCGCCGAUCUCCAACACCAGCAGCUGUGACGACGACAUCAACAACAACUGCUGCGCCAGUUCCGUUAUUAAAAAUAUCUUGCCCUCAGCCUAAAGGAUUUUUUCCUCAUCCGCAUGAUUGCAAAAAAUUUAUCAACUGCUGGAUGGGUCGUCCAGCGGUGCAGGUGUGCGGAGAAGGAACACUUUUCAAUGCAGCUGCAAGGGAAUGCGACCACGCGGCCAAAGUCGUCUGCUUAACGAAUUUAGGAAUGCCACAGACUCUGCCCAACCAUAACGAUCCUGGAAACACAUUUUUUGCAUCGGCUGAGAACGCGCGAUCGUCAAGGCCGGCAGCCCCGGCGAAUAAUCUUGAAUCGUCUUUGUCUAAACCCCGAUUCCAGCCGCCAUUGUCGCCGGAUAGCGGCCAGGUUAUGCGUCUCCGGGGAGGAGCUGGACCCUGGGAAGGUUAUGUGGAAGUGCGUGGAGGUAAAGAUCGACCUUGGGGUCAUGUGUGCGAUACGUCCGAUAGUUGGACUAUACAAGAAGCCAGCGUCAUAUGUCGCCAUCUAGGUUUCGUCAGAGGAGCUCAAAAGUCCAUUCAAGGAUUGGAGUUUGGUCCGUUGACAAUGGAUAAAAUUUUGAUCGAAAAGGUGGAAUGUUCGGGUAGUGAGGCCAACAUCACUGGGUGCAAAGUGGUUGUAGGUUCCAAUUGCCCUUUUAUCCAUGAGCAAGUUGUUGGGGUACGAUGUCAUCGAGAUCCUCAAUCAUUGUGCGCCAAAGACGAACAUUCUCAUGGCAAUGCCUGUUACAAACUAAUAUCAGACGAGAUGAGCACCCGUGAAAGGGCUAGAUCGUUGUGCGAAGAAACCGGAGGAAGCUUACUUUACAUCCACUCCCAAGUUGAAAAUGAUUUCAUUUCCGAAUUACUUACGAGCAUCGCUCCAUCGAUUACCAAGGUGCAUACUGAUGGAAUGGCAAUCAGGGCUCUAAGAAAAGAUUUAUUGGUGUGGGAACACAGUGAGACCGCUAUGAACUUUACUAAAUGGUGGCCAGAAUGGGAUAGAUCGAAAACGGGCAAUCCAGCUGCAAAAGCUACCCCGCAGUGUAUGAUUCUAGUGAAACGUUUCGAGUAUCGCAAUCAAUGCGCUACUUUACCGUAUUUUUUCUGGACGCUGGGCGAGUGCGACAUCGCUGCGGCUGCCGUGUGCAAGAAAAGCCCACGUGACAUUGGCUGUGUCGUUGGAAAUGGGGCCGAUUAUCAAGGAAUGGCCAAUGUCAGCAAAACAGGGAUGCCUUGCUUGGCGUGGAACGAUCCUCGUAUUCGACACGUGUUGGCUAAACCAUCACGAGCUGCUGUCGCAGUGUUGGAUAGUGCUGGAGCCAAAUCUUCUGUAACGGCUACUUCGGGCUUGAAGCAUAAUUUCUGUCGAAAUCCGCAUGGAGAAGCGAAUCCAUGGUGUUUUAUCUCACCUGUGGAAAUGGAAUACUGCGACAUACCAAAGUGUCACGUUCAAGAAAGAGAAGCGGUGCUUGGAAAUAAAUGUAAAGCUAAUCAAUAUAAAUGCAACACGGGAGAGUGUAUUCCAAACACUUGGGUUUGUGAUGGAGCCAUUGAUUGUGAAGGUGGAUCGGACGAAGAUUUGUGCGUUCAACAUAUCAAUGAUUUCACCAAACGCCAAAAUGAAACCAUCCAGCGUCACGACAUAGAAAAAUGGAUGAACACUAAUCUUGAGACGUGCGCCAGGCGAUGCGCCGAAGCCAAGAGCUUCACCUGUUUAUCUUUCAAUCAUUUUGAGGCCCAGUCGGAAUGCGUUUUGAGCGACAGCAAUCGAGGGCUGUCGGGACACAUGAUUCAUUCGCCCGGCUGGACUUACUACGAACGAAAAGUUUAUUCCAUCGACUGCGAGACCAAUCGUUUCGAAUGUCCCAGCGGCAAAUGUAUCAAUCAGACGUCGGUGUGUGAUGGAAGGGAUGACUGUGGCGAUCGGUCCGACGAAAUAGUUUGUCAAUCCCAACUAGAUUUCCAAGUUCGACUAGUUGGCUCCAAUAAGACGAACGAAGGCCGCGUAGAAGUCAAAGUGUUCGGUCAGUGGGGAGCUGUCUGUGAUGACCAUUUCAGCGCCAAUGACGCCAAUGUAAUAUGUCGUCAGCUGGGAUUCCCCUUAGGAGCGAGCCAGGCUCUUUCCCACUCCACUUUUGGGCCGGGCUACCCCAUUUUGAUGGACGACGUCAAGUGCAGGGGAAAUGAAAGCUCUUUGGCUGACUGUCCAUUCGCUGGUUGGGGAGUUCACAACUGUGCUCCUGAAGAGACUGCAGGAGUCAGAUGCAUUUUGACAGAAACAACGUGCACUGAAAAUCAAUUCAAAUGUGAAGAGACAGACGCUUGCAUCGCCAUCGAUUUUCUUUGUGACACAGUCGAUGACUGCGGAGAUCAUUCGGACGAAAAUCGGACCCGCUGCGAUUCUGAACUGCUGGUUCGAUUAGCUGACGGACCUGAUCAGUUUUCCGGACGCGUCGAGAUACGUCGAAGUGGAAUUUGGGGUACCAUUUGCGACGAUGAUUUUGGCCCAGAAGAGGCGGCGGUCAUCUGCCGAAUGUUGGGUUUUCACGGGCCAGCUCAAACGUCUAAGAGUAGCAGCUUUGGCCCAGGUAAAGGACCCAUCUGGCUGGACGAAGUUGCUUGUGGUGGAACGGAAAACACUCUAAUGGAAUGUUCCCGAUUACCCUGGGCCAAACACAAUUGUCGUCACUCUGAAGAUGCUGGCGUUCGUUGUUCUCACCCCAGUACCAGCAGGGAGGUACCAACAGAUGAAACUGAGACGACAACUGUUAGUUCGCUGGUUGAUUUAGUUCAGAUAGGAGCUCUCCCCGUCAAAUGUGGUCUGAGGAUGGUCGAUGACAAUCCCAUGGAUCCAUUAGGUCAGCCUAAAAUAGUCAAAGGAGAGCCAACAAAACCCGGCGCUUAUCCGUGGCAGGUAGGAGUACGAGUAAGGAACAGUGGACGAGGAGAUAAUCACUGGUGUGGCGCCACUAUCAUUUCUGAGCAUUAUAUCCUGACAGCCGCCCAUUGCAUGGAAGACUUUCCCAAAGGUCUCUACGUUUUGCGAGUUGGUGACUACAAUACUGAAGAUAGUGACAUUGAAGAGGAUCAGUUCACUGUGGAGCGAAUGCACUUUCACGAAGAGUUUGGACAGGGAGGACAUUUGAAUAAUGAUAUUGCCCUUAUCCGUGUCAAAUCAAAAGGCAAUCGAGGCAUACGGUUCGGUUCGCACGUGCAGCCUCUGUGCCUUCCAACUCCGGAGACCGCCUACGUUCCAGGAACAAAUUGCACGAUUGCCGGAUGGGGUUCACCUGGUCAACCUGGAGCAGCUUUUGCGAUCAAGUUACAAUCGGCCACUGUUCCCAUUCUGCCGGAUGAAACGUGUAAAGCACCUUACGUUUACGGUCCUGAUCGUAUCAAAGUAGGCAUGUUUUGCGCUGGUCUUCUCGAAGGAGGUGUGGACGCUUGUCAGGGCGAUUCCGGCGGUGGAUUAGUUUGUUUAGUCGACGGCAAACCGACAUUGAUGGGCGUUAUCAGCUGGGGUUUUGGAUGUGGACGUCCUAACCGCCCAGGUGUUUACACACGCGUUGUCCAUUAUUUGCCAUGGAUAUAUUCCAAAUUGGCUGAGACAAGUACUUGAAAAACUAGACAUCAUCCUUUUUGCCUGCUAAUUCACAUUUCUUCUGUAUUUCUCAUAUUUUCGUACCAAGUAUUUUUUAUCGAAGCCUUUUUAAGAACUUGUAAUUCUUUGUUUUUGCUACAGAAUCUUAUUUAAUCCCUCGUUGUUUCCAUUGCUAUCCAUUUUUCUGACGAGAACAUCUCCUUUCUUUCCAAAGUAUGCAAAUGUUCUUUUGUUG
Molecule: messenger RNA, 4895 nt
Organism: Daphnia carinata
Lineage: Eukaryota; Metazoa; Arthropoda; Branchiopoda; Diplostraca; Daphniidae
Exons: 24
Coding region: 296-4678 (1460 amino acids)
Biological process (GO): proteolysis
Cellular component (GO): membrane; extracellular region
Molecular function (GO): chitin binding; protein binding; serine-type endopeptidase activity
Source: RefSeq, a predicted model, not a curated record